Messenger RNA from Aphanomyces astaci, 237 nucleotides. RefSeq lists its product as hypothetical. The transcript has a single exon. Bases 1 to 237 code for a protein of 78 amino acids. NCBI's taxonomy places the organism in Eukaryota, Oomycota, Saprolegniomycetes, Saprolegniales, Verrucalvaceae. The record is from RefSeq and is a predicted model, not a curated record.
AUGGCCACCCCGACCAAGCGACGCAAUUUCACCGAAGAGGAAGACAUCAUGCUACUUCAGCAAGUCACGCUGGAAAUGCCGUUUCAAGCACGACGUGGCCAAGUCAUGGAGCGUUGGGCUGAAGUAGCGUCGGGAUUGAACACAGCCGAUGAAUUCAGACGCACGGACAUCGAUGCCAAGAAAGCAUGUAACCAUUUCAUACUCCUUCUCGAUGCCCAUCGAAAGGACAACAACUAG